AUGGAAGAUGGAGGUAUCAGAGAUGAAGAUAUUCGUGCUACGUCUUCCCUGCCAUCAGCUUUUGCUACUUAUGGUAGACUGAAUCAUAUUGAUGGCUUCGGGGGGUGGUGCCCUGAUCAGUGGCCGUAUGAAAAUGAUACAGGUCCUAUCUAUAAGGAGUUUAUUCAGGUCCACUUCUCCAGCCCCUUUCGAAUUAAAGGAAUAAUAACACAGCCCCGCUCUGGAGGUGUGGAAAGGAUUCGGAAGUUCUGGGUUGCUUGCAGACAAUAUCAAGAAAACAAUAAAAUUUUUGGUUGGUAUUAUAAAGGAUCACACUCACAGUGGCCUAAGGUCUUUGAAGGAAACAGCCUCUCCGAGUUGAAACCUCCAGUUGUUACUGACUUAAUAAGAAUUUAUCCAAUGAUAUCUCCUCGCAGACAGGUGUGCCUCAGGUUUGAGCUUUUUGGCUGUCAACUAGAAAGCGCGAUUGUCACGUACGAGAUACUCCAAGGUAACUCCCUGGACGGGAGAUACAACUUCAGUGAUUCAAAUUAUGAUGGUUUGACUAAAGGCCGCCGUCUAGUCUCUGGAUUGGGAAUGCUUACUGAUGGACGAUUGGCUAAUGAAGAUCUUACAGUAAAUAACGGAUUGGGUUGGAUUGGCUGGAACAUGAAAGAGACUCCUAAACCUUUCAUAAUAUUUGAUUUUUUGAACAAAAGAAUCUUCAAUUCAGCUACUUUCCAUUGUAACGUCAAAGACCAGAUACACAUCAAGUUGUUUUCCAGAGUUGAAAUAAGGUUUAGUAAGACAAUGCAGAAUGGUUCUUCACCUGAUCUCAUGCAAGAACCCAAGGAAAUUUCCGUUCCAUCAUCAUCAUCGAUAAACCACAAUGUUACAAUUGACCUGUGCCGCCGUGUAGGGAAGUCUGUAAGGUUCAACUUUACCUACAGAGGACAAUGGAUAUUAAUCAGCGAAGUUAUCUUCAACUCAGAACCACUGGAAGGAAGGUCUCCUCCAGCAGUUUAUUGUGUUCCAAGUACUACACACCCUCGAUACACAAGUAGUACCUCGGAAUACAGCGCAAGUGCUAUUAGUAGCACCACAUCAACUGAAACCACCGUUGCUCCAUCGGCCGAGGGACCUGAUUGGGUGAUAUUAAUCUCAUCUCUGACAGUGCUCUUCGUCAUUUUAGUAAUCCUCGGUAUUGCUUGGUCAUUCCGACGGAAGAGACGCCAGAAAAAAGAUGAGAGACCUAGAGUUGUGGAAAGCGACCAGUCUGAAGAGAGUUUAACAUUGGUUCCUGUGGGUGCUACCCAUCAGUUGGAACUUUCUGAAAGCAAUAACCAUCGUAACCAAGAUACCGAAGAAUCUCCCCGAGAUGAAUAUGAAGAAAUUGAGCUGUCUCCACCUGUGAUGAUGGUGCCUAGCGACAGUGCCCAGACUCCUGUAUAUGCGCAAGCGUCAAGCGCUUGUUUCUACACCUACGCACACCCGUACACGCCAGUAGAGAAAAAUAAUGGGAAAGAACACGAGUACGUCAAUCAAAUAAAGACUUCGGACUACGCAAAUAGGUACAUGCCUCUCACCAAUCUUAAGAGGACAGCCGAAAAUUCUUGUGCAUAUGCAUCACUUUUGCCGUCUAAAGAGGAAAAGGACGACAACCUUUAGGGAAACGGUGAAUACACUAUUCCAUUUUUAUAAGAACCUUUUUCAUCAGGAAGU
Molecule: messenger RNA, 1701 nt
Organism: Pocillopora verrucosa
Lineage: Eukaryota; Metazoa; Cnidaria; Anthozoa; Scleractinia; Pocilloporidae
Source: RefSeq, a predicted model, not a curated record